GAAUCCUCCAAGAUGAGCCUGACUGAGGGAUCUGGUGAAUCCAGGAGAGACCUUCCCAACAAAUCACUUCUGCUGGCUGCCUGUGCGGCUUGCAUAGGGGGAACCUUUCAGUAUGGAUAUAACAUAUCUGUCAUCAAUGCACCCACAGUGUAUGUGCAUAAUUUUAUCAACCAAACCUGGAGGGAGCGUUACCAAACUGGUAUCUCAGAAGAUGUUCUCACCCUGCUUUGGUCCACUAUUGUGUCUAUAUUCACCUUAGGAGGAUUAAUAGGAGCAACGAUCGGUGGGACAUUGUCUGUGAAGCUGGGGAGGAAAGGGACACUGAUGAUCAAUAACACAUUUGCAUUAGUGGCUGCUCUGCUGAUGGGUCUGAGUUACCCUACAGGAUUAUUUGAAUUACUCAUAAUUGGACGUUUUUUCACUGGACUAAAUGCAGGCAUUGGCAUUUGCGUUCAACCUCUGUAUUUGGGGGAAAUAGCUCCAACUGCAUUUCGUGGCACCAUGGGAAUGGGAACCUCAGUUUUCAUCACUGGUGGGAUUUUGACUGGACAAGUGAUGGGCCUCAAAGAGCUCCUGGGCAGGGACGAGUACUGGCCCAUCCUGCUCUCCACCACGUGUAUCCCAGCGAUCCUACAGCUCCUGAUCCUGCCCUGGUUCCCAGAGAGCCCCCGCUACCUGCUAAUUGACAGAGGUGACGAGGAGGGGUGCAAGAAAGCCCUGAAGCAACUGUACGGUGUGGAAAACUGUGAUGGUCAACAGGAGGAUAUCCAGAGGGAGAAGAAUAAUUUAGCAGGUUUCCAGGCCAAGAAACCCUGGGAGCUCUUUGCCGAUCGCAGUGUGCGCUGGCAGCUUCUCACUGUCAUACUGCUCAACAUUGCACAACAGCUGAACGGCAUCAAUGCUAUUUACUUCUACGCAGAUUACGUGUUCAAACAAUCUGGUAUUCCUGAUGAUAAAAUACCAUAUGUGACUGUUGGCACCGGCGCCUGUGAAUGCAUCACUGCUUUAACAUGUGGUAUGCUCAUUGAAUGCCUGGGAAGGAAAGUGCUCAUCACAGGAGGAUACACACUGAUGAGUAUCUGUUGCAUAUUAUUCACGCUGACGCUCAGUUUUCAGGAUGUCAGCCCAUUUUUUCCGUACUUGAGCAUGGCGUGUGUUUUUGCUUUUAUCCUGAGUUUUGGCUUAGGACCAGGUGGCGUGACUAACAUCUUGAACACUGAACUCUUCACACAAACCACACGUCCUGCAGCGUACAUGAUCGCAGGGUCUGUGAACUGGUUAAGCUUCUUCUUCAUCGGCCUGGUCUUUCCUUUCAUUGUGAUCGGACUUCAGCAGUACUGUUUCCUGGUGUUCUUGGCCAUCUGCUGCUCAGUGGCUGUGUACAUCUGCCUUUUUGUUCCUGAAACCAAGAACAAAACCUUCCUCGAAAUCCAGAAUGAUUUCCAGUCCGCCAGCAACAGAAGGAGUGCUGACGGUCCUGCAGCAACGCUAUCAUCAACUGCUAUAUGAAAUGAAACAUGAAAUGUAACCCAUGACCCAUGACACAUUUAUGUCACAAAAAUUUGUAGUUUCCAUGAAUAUUUAUGAUCC
Messenger RNA from Seriola dumerili (greater amberjack), 1590 nucleotides. It is a transcript of the gene slc2a11b, whose product is annotated as solute carrier family 2, facilitated glucose transporter member 11-like. Gene Ontology annotation, molecular function: hexose transmembrane transporter activity. Lineage: Eukaryota; Metazoa; Chordata; Actinopteri; Carangiformes; Carangidae. Bases 13 to 1509 code for a protein of 498 amino acids. Gene Ontology annotation, cellular component: membrane. Gene Ontology annotation, biological process: monosaccharide transmembrane transport. The transcript has 12 exons. The record is from RefSeq and is a predicted model, not a curated record.